Molecule: messenger RNA, 1057 nt
Organism: Aedes aegypti (yellow fever mosquito)
Lineage: Eukaryota; Metazoa; Arthropoda; Insecta; Diptera; Culicidae
Product: protein tantalus
Exons: 2
Coding region: 222-905 (227 amino acids)
Source: RefSeq, a predicted model, not a curated record
UUUCAUGCGUUUGUUUGCCCACUGUUCGCGAGAGUGCAAAACGGAGCUUGAUUUCAAACAACGAAGCAAAUUGCAUUUUGUGUUGCUUCCCAACAACAAAAAAAACGAAUUAAAUUUAUAGUGUCCAGCUACGAUGCGUUGCUGUUAGUGUGUUCUGAAUUAAGUUUUAUUUUGUUAUCAACUGUACGUUAUUUAUUUUUGUUAUUUGUGCGGUGGUUUCGAUGGACAAAAAUCCUAUCCAAUUGCUUGCCAGUAUCGAAAACAAUCCACAGGCCACGAACGCUUUCAGUUACAACAUCGAAAACGAUUUGCCGUUUAUAAUGUCCGCACUCGAGCAAAACUUAAACCUGAAGGAAGACCAAAAGGAGCAACGGUUCGAUACGGAGAACGAUGACUCGGAUGAUGAGGACGACGAAUCUCCGAGCUGCAGUUCAACGCCAACCAGUCGGGCCCAGAGGCGAAGAUCGCCGCGCACCAAAUCUCUCGACAGCAAACUGCACAAAAUCAAGCGGCGAACGAUCGCCAAACCGGUCAAAUUCCAGAUUAAUCUCAAUGCGUCGGAGAACGAAAUCCGCAACUAUUACAUGGUCAACAGCAAGAAGAUGGAUCUCAAACCAACCAACCUGGAGACCAUUUUCGAGGAAGGAUCUCCGGCGGUAGCCAAGGCGAAAUUCUUCGGCCAGCGCAAAGUUCGCCGAAGUUUGAACUGUUCCGAUGGAUUCAAUGUGACGAAAACGACGACUAAGGCGCGCAAGAAUCGAGUCCGGAAGCUGCUCGGAGGCGGCCCCAAGCUCGAACGAAUGACGAUGGAUUCGUUUCUGGAACGGCUCAAAGCCAUGCAGCAUGAAAGCGGAGAGGACGACGAGAUAUCGCUCGUUGAUCCUAAGCUAAACCAGACCGUGUGACGACUGCUUCCGCUGGUUAGAAGUGGAUAAACUGUCGACUGAUAUGACUUUGUAUUGGUUUUUUUAGAUUAGGUUUACAUUUAUACGCGUAUUGGUAAGAAUCUUCAACACGUUUAAUAAACUUGUCCUUAGUACAAACUGAAUCUUCGGAA